Molecule: messenger RNA, 2755 nt
Organism: Micropterus dolomieu (smallmouth bass)
Lineage: Eukaryota; Metazoa; Chordata; Actinopteri; Centrarchiformes; Centrarchidae
Product: zinc finger protein 180-like
Exons: 2
Coding region: 88-1263 (391 amino acids)
Biological process (GO): regulation of transcription by RNA polymerase II
Molecular function (GO): RNA polymerase II cis-regulatory region sequence-specific DNA binding; DNA-binding transcription factor activity
Source: RefSeq, a predicted model, not a curated record
CUUCCACCCGUUAAAGUCGUCUUCCAGUUGUCCCCUAGUAAAGCUGCUCUCGGGGGCCAUUCACCUUCAUAUAACAGUUAUCUUAAAAUGUCUAGUCGGCUGCUCCUCAGGGCUUUCGUAAACGAGCGACUGACAGCUGCUGCCGAGGAAAUAUUUCAGGUUUUUGAAAGAACAAUAGCAACAUAUGAGGAAGAAGCUUCCAGCUCAAAGCAGGAGAAUGAACGUCUCCGAGGUCUGCUGCUGGAGGUCGUGUCAAACCAGAAAACAGACUUUUCUCAGUCAUCCAUCUGUAAAGAGGAAAGUCCCCCCGAGCAGCAGCACUGCGAGCUGGAGCCGAGCCUCAGCGUCUGUCACAGGGACCCAGAGCCUCGACACAUUAAAGAGGAACAUCACGAACUCUGGGCCGACCAGCAGCAGCAGCAGCAGGUUCAAGAGUUUAAGGAGGCUGACGUCUCAUAUCUACCUCAUUCAUCUGUCUGGGAGGAAAAUGAGCAGGGGGAGACGAAACCGCCUUUGCAACCUCAAAAUGGUGAAAGUGAGGAGCAGUGUCAGGCGCUGCAGGAAACGAAAACUCUGCGGUUCAUACUACCUUUCACCGCAACUCCGUCUUCACACACUCUGAUCCAGAAUGAAAGGGUCCAAGAUGGUAGGGAAAAUGAGAGACCUGCUGCAAGAUUUACAUCUAACCGAACACAGACAGACCAAAGUCAGAGUUCCGUCAUUGCUUCCAGAAAAUCUCACUUGAAUUCAGGUGUAUCUGACAAUUGUUGCCAUUUGUGCGAUAAAUCCUUUUCCUCCAAUCAUCACUUGAUAAAUCAUGCUUUUCGCAUGCAUUCAAAGGACGCAGAUGUCCUCUGUGCUGUGUGUGGACGGACCUUAGAGUCCACCGAAAGUCUCAAUGUGCACCUUCAAUCACACAAGGGCUCAAAAUGUUGUCACGUGUGUGGUAAACACUGCAACAGUGUGUCCGCUCUGAAUGAACACAUGAGCAGCCACACCGGCGUUAAACUGCAUCGCUGUAAUGUUUGUGGCAAAGAGUGCAGCCGGAAAGGAGAUUUAAAGAUCCAUAUGAGGAUUCACACGGGCGAGAAGCCUUUCUGCUGCUCUUAUUGUUGUAAAUGUUUCACCCACAGCGGACAUCUAAGGAAGCACAUGAGAAGCCACACAGGCGAGAGGCCGCACCGGUGUGAAGUCUGCGGCAGAGGGUUUCUACAGAGUGCACACCUAAAAUACCACUUAGGGACUCAUGCUCAGAAAUGUUGACUUUCAUCCAUCUAGGUGCAUAUUUACAACCCUGCUUCCAAAAAAGUUACGCUGUGUGAAAUGUAAAUUGAAACAAAAUGUGAUGAUGUGCAAAACAUUGAAACUCCAUGUUUAACUGAAAAUAGCCAACUUCAUCAAAUGUUGAGACUGAAAAAAAUUGUUUGAGAAUUAUACGCCCAUUUAGAAUUUGAUGCCAGCAACACACUUCAAAGCAGUUCAGUCAGUGGCAACAAAAGACUGGAAAAGUUGAGAAAUGCUAAAAGCAAAACACCUGGUGGAACAUCUUGCAAUUCAUUAGGUCAACUGGUUAGUAAGUUAGUAACGUGAUUGGGAUGCUCUUUUUAUACCCAGUCUUAAGUAAAGAUGUAGGAGGGGUUCACCACUCUGAAAGACUCCGCUGGUAAAUUUAAGAAAAAUGUUUAACAUAAAAUUGUAAAGAAUCUGGAGAUUUCAUUAUCUGCAGUCAAUAAUAUCAUUAAAAGAUAAAAAAAAAAUCAGAAUAAAUCUCUGUACGCAAGGAACAAACCAAUAUUGGAUGGCCGUGAUCUUCGGGCCCUCAGGCUGCAUCAAAAACAGACACAAUUCUGUAGUGGGCAUUACUGCAUGAGCUGAAGCACACUUCCAAAGAUCAGAGGAAACCUUAUAUAAACCAGAUCCAGAAAAGCCGUACGUCGUCUGCGGGCCCAAGCUCAUUUAAGAUGGACUGAGGCAUUUGGAAAACUGUCCUGUGGUCUGAUGAGUCAAAAUUUAAAAUUCUGUUUGGAAGUCAUGGACGCUACGUCCUCCGGGCAAAAGAGGACCGGGACCAUCCAGCUUAUAAGUGCACAGUGUAAACGCUAGCGUCUGUGGUGAUAUGGGUGUGCAUUAGUGCACAUGGUAUGGGUAACCUCGUUUGUGAAGGCAACAUUUUGGAGUAACAUGCUGCCAAGUAGACAUCUUCAGGGUCUUUUUCAAGGAUGGCCAUGCUUAUUUCAGUAAGACAAUGCCAAAAUACAUUCUGCACUUAUUACAACAGCCUGGCUCCGUAGUAAGAGUCAGGUGGCUAGACCUACAGGCCUGCAGUCUCCACUUAUCACCCAUUGAAAAUGUUUGGCACAUUCAAGCGGGAAGCUUCCGGUCGUGACUCCAGUCUUCAAUACAACAUGAUACACAUUUAGUAAAUUAUGGUCCCAUUUAGAGGAAAUUACACCAUAAAGCAGAUUCUACUUCAGGGUGAGAUUAUCUAUGGUUGACAAGUCGUUACCAUGGCGACCUGUCAAUCAGGCUAGAGUGACUCAUGCCCACGGCCGUUGAAAGAGUAUUAGGAGUUGGCUGUUUACUUUCUCCGGUGAGUACACUUAGUUUUAAGACAUUGUCAGCCCUGUUGACAGUUAACGUGAAUUACAGAUGCAGCUAGCUAGCUUCACACACGGCCGUUAGCUCCACCGUCUCGUCCAAAUAUGGUCACGUCCGGUGCCGCUGGGUGCAAAAAGUCAACAUGGCGGCGCCCUAU